Symbiodinium natans is the source of this 540-nucleotide messenger RNA. The record is from the annotation of a GenBank genome assembly. Lineage: Eukaryota; Dinophyceae; Suessiales; Symbiodiniaceae.
AUGCCGAAGCAUCUUUCGCUGUUUCAGGGGCAGGUCGGGGAAGUGAUCGUUUCACAGCCGUACGGCCUGGAGGACCUGUUGGCGCUGCCCGCACCUGCCAGUGCCGAAGCGGAGGUGAAGCUUGGGACCCAGCUGUCGAAGAACGUGACGCUGAAUGCGCCGCUGGUAGCAGCCCCGAUGGACACCGUGACGGAGGCCCGCAUGGCGAUAGCGUGUGCCCUCAUGGGCGGGAUCGGUGUCAUCCACUGCAACUGCUCCCCUGCUGAGCAGGCGAAACAGGUCGACCUCGUGAAAAAGUGGGAGAAUGGGUUCAUCAUGGACCCAUUUGUGCUUUCCCAGACACACACCGUUGCAGACCUGGACAACAUCAGGCAAAAGCACGAUGCCUCCACCGUCUGCAUCACGGACAUGGGAAUGAUGGGGAACAGGCCCAUCCUGAAAAUGUUCCCUCCGGGGUUCGAGCCCGGGGCCUCGGGUCACAAGCUCAAUCGCUUGACCAUUAGGUCCGGAAACCUCCGAAACGGCUUCAGCACAGUGUGA